CGCAAUCCCAUCGUUUUCUAUCAAAUCGCGAGAACAUAAAAUCGCGAGCGCCGAACAUUUGUAAUAAUUCCAUAAAGUAUACAACUGUCAAAAAAUAAUAGCGAAGUUUUAGAAUCUGCGAAGGAAGCUUCUCGCGAUUUUACGCGGAUAUUAAUUCCUUGCGUUUAUUAGGAAUCUGAGUAAUGGCGAUAUUGUAGCAUAGAUGUUUGGUUUUUUUUUCUCAACAGGAUUUUUAUCCAUUUUCAGGGUCCAAAUACAAUUGGAAGAUGGCCAAUGUGUUUUCAUUGACGAAGACCUUGCUAAAAUCUAUUUAGCUGAAGAUGGUGAUCCAGAGACAAAAAGGGCAAUCAGAGAUGCAAUUCUAGCAUGCCGUAAAUCAAAUUCGACUUCACCCGGUACAUUGGAGACCAUUCCUAUACGCUCAUCCUCAUCUGAAUCCCCGUCAUCUGGUCCUUCACCACCCUCCAGCGUCUCUACUUCCAGUUCCGACUCGCAGCAGACCAUGCAUGUUUGGAAUGAAAGUGAAGAAAGAUUCUUAAUCGAUUUAAGGCUGCAGAGGGAAGAGAGAUUUUUAGGCACCAAAUCUCACGAUUUUUUGUGGGGAGAAAUAUCAUCAGAAAUGAAGAAAAAUGGUAUACAUGUUUCCAAAACACAACUUAUCAACAAAUGGAAGGCGUUGAAAAAGAAAUAUAAAGAAGUAAACGAUGAGAACAAUAAAACUGGAAAUCAAAAACACUCCUGGAAAUACUUUGAUCAGUUCAGUGAAGUUUAUGGCAACAAGGCAUCCACAAAUGUAAGCGUGUCCUUCGACACAGGACGGAGAGAUAAAAUGAAAAUCAACAUAGAUAGCAAAGAUGAAGAUAUUUCACUUGUUCCAGAGAAAGAAAAGCAAUCCACAUCUAGUGACACAGAUUCCAAAUCAACAGCUACAGGCACAAAGCUGAAAUCUAAGGAGCGCAAAAUGUCCGACAGCACAAAAUUGAUAGAAAAUAUUCAAGAGCAAAACAGAGAGCUUAUGAACUCCAUGGAAAAGCACCAUGAGGAGAAAAUGCGCCGAAUAGAUCGUAUGCUAGAACUAUUGGAGAAGUCCUUGGACAAAUAAUUCACCUCAUGUAUUUUUUCCCCAUCUACAAAGUGUGUACAGGACUGGCAAAGUCCCAGUUUUUAGUUUUCUAUGAAGAAGUCUUCAUUAUUUUCAGCAAUUUCAGUUGCUGAACACCACACAGGGACCUGAAGUGUGGAUAGCGUGUAUAGAUCUUAUGUACAUACCCACUCACCCCCCCCCCCCCACCCACACACACACACCCUUUAGACCCAAUGAAUUUUUUUUAAAAUAUAGAAUCAAUUAAAAAAAAUCAUUUCGUCUAAAGGGGGGGGGGGUAUAUACAUAAGAUCUAUACAAGCUAUCCACACUUCCGGUGCUUGUGGAACACCAUACCAUUCAUUCAUUUUAUUUCUCCAAUGGUUGUGAUACAAUCAGUGAAGGUCUUAUCAUAUGUAAUACUACAACAAAUUAUUUCAAAACGAAAUUAUUGUUGUAUUCUAGUUUCAAAAUAAUG
This is a messenger RNA of Ostrea edulis (European flat oyster), 1559 nucleotides long. RefSeq lists its product as uncharacterized. The record is from RefSeq and is a predicted model, not a curated record. Bases 203 to 1102 code for a protein of 299 amino acids. The transcript is spliced from 3 exons. NCBI's taxonomy places the organism in Eukaryota, Metazoa, Mollusca, Bivalvia, Ostreida, Ostreidae.